AUGGGUAGAUGUAUUUACGGCGGAUUGUACGACCCAAAUAACCGCAACGGACUGGCGGACUCCCGCGGCUUCCGCACUGAUGUGAUCGAGUGCUUCAAAGAGCUCAGGGUCCCUGUUGUCCGUUACCCUGGUGGCAACUUUGUGGCUUCAUACCGCUGGCAGGACGGUAUCGGGCCAAAGGCGGAACGCCCGUCGCGACCCGAGCUUGCGUGGCAUGGCGUGGAGUCAAACCAGUUCGGCACAGACGAGUUCAUGGAGUGGUGCACGCAUGUGGGCGCUGAGCCCUAUCUCUGCCUCAAUAUGGGCACAGGCACUCUUGAGGACGCGCUGGCCUGGUUGGAGUAUUGCAACAGCGACCAAAACACAUACUGGGCGAACCUGCGGCGAAUGAAUGGCCACGAGAAGUCCUACAACGUCAGAUAUUGGGCUUUGGGGAAUGAGAUGUGGGGACCGUGGCAAGUUGAGCAACAUACGAAGGAGGAUUACGCAAAGAAGGCAUUUCAAUGGGCAAAGGCCCUAAAACUUCUCGACCCUUCGAUUCAGCUUAUUCUGUGUGGCAAUGAUGGGUAUUCGGAUUGGGAUCGUUAUGUGAUUCAAAAGUGUCUUCGCUUUACCGACAUGCAUUCUAUCCACUACUACUCACAAGGCCGAAGCCCGUACGCUGCUGAAAGAGCCAUUCAGAUCACAUCAUCCUUGAUCGACCUUGCUCGGUGCGAGCUCGACCUGUCCCCCUACCCUGAUUGGUCCAGAAUUCAUUCAGCGCCGCGAUCAAAGAAGCGUCCUACCAUCUGUUUCGACGAAUGGAACGUGUGGGACUCGAAAAGGGCUCCUGGGAGAGACGGUGCGGAGGAAUGCUACACUCUAUCUGAUGCAUUGGCUGUCGCCAUCUGGCUGAACAUCUUCGUUCGCAACAGCAAGGACCUCGGGAUGUGCACCCUCGCCCAGAGCGUAAAUGUCAUCUCGCCGUUGAUGACCUCUCCCACCGGCAUCUGCAAGCAGACUACUUACUGGCCACUUCUGCUGUUCGCCAAGUACAUGCAGGGAAAAGCCAUUGCCGUCAAUGUGAAGGCGAAAGCGUACACAGGGCCGACGACCCCCGAAUGGGUCGAAAGCACGUGCAUCGUGCCGAUGCUGGACGUCAGUGCUGCUCGUGACGGCGAGUGGAUCAAUCUGGCCGUGGUGAACUCAGAUAAGGAAAAGAGCUUCGACACGGAGCUGACAGGGGUAGACCCAGCGGGCGAAGUCAACGUCUACAUGGUUGGAGGAGAACAGUCGGCUUUGACAGACGUGAACAUGGAGGGAUCAGAGAAGGUCAAGAUCAGAGAAUCGAAGUGGAGUGCAGAUAAGAAGUUCGUGUUUGAGAAACACAGUUUUACUUUACUGCGGUGGAGAGUCAAGUCAUAG
This is a messenger RNA of Phaeoacremonium minimum UCRPA7, 1404 nucleotides long. RefSeq names its product putative glycoside hydrolase family 51 protein. NCBI's taxonomy places the organism in Eukaryota, Fungi, Ascomycota, Sordariomycetes, Togniniales, Togniniaceae. Bases 1 to 1404 code for a protein of 467 amino acids. The transcript is spliced from 4 exons. The record is from RefSeq and is a predicted model, not a curated record. Gene Ontology annotation, biological process: polysaccharide catabolic process; L-arabinose metabolic process. Gene Ontology annotation, molecular function: alpha-L-arabinofuranosidase activity.